CGCAUGCGUAAUACGGUGUUUUGAUUUCCCCGCGUAAGAAAACACAUAAAUUGACUAAACUUUUUCGUAUUUGUUCCUUACAGAGAAGCGAAGAUUCAAGACCAGCAGACAUUCCAUCAAGAAAAUGUAGUGGUUUAAAGUGAAAAUGAAAGUCAUUUUUGGCUUUAUGAAAAUGUGACAUUUUAUGUUAAUGACAUAACAAUGUUAACCAGAUUUCAGCUGAAAGUUUCGAGCAGCUGAAACAAGGACUUUGUUUCUUUAUCAUCCAUCUAAUUGUUACAAACAUUUCUAUAAUGUCACAUUCUGCACCGACCAGCGCUGAUGCUUGUUUGAGUAUCGUGCACAGCUUAAUGUGCCAUCGUCAAGGCGGGGAGAGUGAGUCCUUCGCUAAACGUGCCAUAGAAUCACUUGUGAAAAAGUUGAAAGAGAAACGAGAUGAACUCGACAGUUUAAUCACAGCAAUAACAACAAGUGGGGCACAUCCGUCUAAAUGUGUGACAAUCCAGAGAACAUUGGAUGGAAGAUUGCAGGUUGCAGGAAGAAAAGGGUUUCCACAUGUCAUAUAUGCCAGAAUUUGGAGGUGGCCAGAUCUUCACAAAAAUGAGUUGAAACACGUGAAGUAUUGUCAGUAUGCAUUUGAUCUGAAACAAGACAGUGUCUGUGUCAAUCCCUAUCAUUAUGAAAGAGUUGUCUCUCCUGGAAUAGAUCUGUCAGGGCUGACAAUACAGCAUGCAGCACCACCGUCACGUCUUGUCAAAGACGAAUAUGGAAAUGAGAUUGGGUCGGCUUCGGGUCUUGACAGCGGGACGUCGAGUGACCUGUCACAAACGGUUCAACAUCCUCCAGUCGAUGGAUUCAGCAGAAUGUCUGGAAUGGGACCCUCAUCCUCGGCCAGUGUUGGUCCAGCGGGGCAGAUAACAGACCCACGAGUAACUGGGGUCAUUUCCAACCCCAUGACCUCUAUAUCAGCAAGCGGGAGUCGAAUCAGUACAAGUGGACUGGGACCUGGACACCCAAUGUCACCACAGACUUAUACUACAGGAAUACCCAACUCCCAGGCUAUUACACAAUAUUCUAACAGAACACCCUCAUCUAGCUGGGAUGGAAGUAACGCCUCUUUUACACAGAAACAUGACGGUCAACAAUAUUGGAAUAAUCACACAAUACAAAGUCCAGAUGUACCGCUACAACCUCUAACCAAUCAACCUCCUCCUGAAUUCUGGUGUACAAUAUCGUACUUCGAGUUAGAUCAGCAGGUCGGCGAAACAUUUAAAGUACCGUACAGUUGUAGCACCGUGACUGUAGAUGGGUAUACGGAUCCGUCAAGUCUAGACAGAUUUUGCCUAGGACAGCUAUCUAACGUUCAUAGAUCUGAAGCUAGCGAGCGGGCAAGGUUGCAUAUAGGGAAAGGUGUGCAGUUAGACUACCGAGGGGAAGGUGACGUGUGGAUACGUUGUGUUAGUGAUCAUAGUGUGUUCGUACAAAGUUACUACCUCGACCGAGAAGCAGGGCGGGCUCCCGGUGACGCAGUGCAUAAGAUAUAUCCCAGUGCUUAUAUAAAGGUGUUUGACAUACGUCAGUGUCAUCGCCAGAUGCAGCAGCAGGCUGCAACAGCGCAGGCCGCUGCGGCUGCUCAGGCAGCGGCUGUGGCCGGUACAGUUCCAGGUCCGGCAUCCGUAGGUGGGAUAGCCCCAGCAGUAGGUCUCAGCGCUGCGGCAGGUAUUGGUGUAGACGAUUUAAGACGUUUGUGUAUUUUACGACUGAGCUUCGUGAAAGGCUGGGGGCCGGACUAUCCACGACACAGUAUUAAAGAGACUCCUUGUUGGAUCGAAGUACAGCUGCACAGACCUCUGCAGCUUUUGGAUGAAGUCCUUCAAGCCAUGCCGCUAAAUGAAGCAAGAGUUAAUAGGGGAUAUUUUCUGGGAUGAAUCAGUUUUAAACAAAAUCAAAAAAACAAAAUACAAAGCUGUUGAUUGGCUGUUUGGUAUAAAAGGAGUGAUUUGAUUAGUUAAAAUUUUUCGACCUAAAGAAAGAUGCAAAAUGAUUGGCUGAAAUGUUUAUACAUUUUUCAAGGGACAUUGUGCAUUGACUAAAGGAUAUCAGACUUUCGAAAGAAAUUCUUUAUUAGUGCAUUUCUUUAGCUGGUCAAAAUGGUUUUUUGUCUGAGUAAAAGAAUAUUUUACCUCAACUAAACAGAAAAUGACAAUGUAAUUGUCAAAGCUUGUGUUCAGAAAGAUGUAUUAAUUAAUUCUUACUUGAUAGCACAUAGUGUAUUUUGUGACAUCAGUUUGUCUGUAAAUAUACAAAAUUUUGGUUGAACCAAUAUAUUAAACACCGACACCAAAUUUCUAAUGUAUCUGACAUAAUAUGAGACAAGGAAGUCCAUUGUAAACAAAACAGGCCAGGGCAUUUUCUCAGGACUUGUCCGGAAUUCAGGUUUUUGCCUCGUAUUAAUUUUCAGGUUCUACACACUUGCCCAGGAAAUACAUAUUUUGGAAGAAUCGCAGUUAUUUGGUCAUAUGAAAUAAUAUUUUUUUCCAUUUAAAUGAAGUGAAGUGCAUUCAAAAUGCAGGAAUUAGCAUGAUUGUUUAUAGUUCCAACUUUUGACUCGAGUUACUUCCCCUUUUGUAAGGGCAACACCUAUCAAAAGUCAACAAUAUCAAGAUAAUGUGAAAUCCUUAAAAAAACAUAUAAUUUUGUGAUUUAGUUGUAAGAAUUUAUCUAUUUAAACUUAUGGUAAGAUGAAUAGAAGUUUUAUGUACAUUGGGAUUUUAUUUCGUUGAUUGAUGCAAGCAUGAAAAGCACAAAAAUUAGUCUAUCAUGAAAAUUGUAAGAUUUCAGUGGAUCUUGGUCUUCCAAUUUCAUGGUGAAAACACCACACUGUGAAGUCUGUGGGUGCUGUAGGGAGGUGAUUCUUUGGAGAGAUUAAUUCACUAGGAAUUUAAUCUAACUAGAAGGAAAAUAUUUAUAGGAAGGUUUAGAUUCGGGAAAUAGAAUUUACUUUUGCGUGCUUUGUUGGCAAAUAAAAGAGUUUUGAGUUCAGAUGCGUAGUAAUCUAAUCACGAAAGCCGAAGGCCUGAGUGAUUAAUUACGACGCAUCUGAAUGAAAAAAAAAACGUGUUUUAUUUGCCAACAAAGCACCCAAAACUAAAAUCUAUCUCCAUUCUAACAUGUUCAAAUUACACCAGGAAGGGAUACUGAUCUGGAAUCUUUUUUUAGGUGGAAUAGCCAAAAGUAGGUUAUUGUGCGAAACAUGUUUUAAUCAACAAGACAAUACACGGUAAAAUCCUUCUUUGUUUAUAUAAAAGAAAAUCUUAAAGUGUUAAAAUCGUUCUUAAAGCCCUGCUCCGCGGCUGUUCAAAUUCUAUUGUGUGUAUGCAACCCAUGAUUACAAUAGGUAACAGUUAAUGGCCACGCGCCACACUUAAGCAUGCAAAACCACAGGUAUUUUAUAUAGAAUUUUAUAUAAAAUAGGCUCUAUUUUGACAGGCGUCACUGUUCGUAGUCAGGAUUUUCAUGUUUUUUCAGUGACAAUUUAAGGUUAAAAGGUAGAACUGGAGCGGGUCUUUAAUGCGUAUUCUCUUAAAAGUUGUAUCAUUGAAAUAAGUGUUGUAGAGUCCAGUUGCCAAAAUACAGUCAGUCAGCAUUAUAGUUAUGGUAUUGUGUGUGAUGGUCUAUAACUUUCUGUUUCUUUAGCUCUUAUUUUCCUUUUUAUUCUCGCAAGAAAAAGCAUUUUACAUGCGGGUGGUACUGUAAUGUCUUCGGACAAGCAACCUUUUGACCUGCAGAACGUGGUUGGAUAAAUUCUGAUUACAUUUUUGAAAAAAAAAACCACUGAUAGGGGGUAGGGAAACAGUAAUAAAAGAUACACAACCUAUAAAAAAAUCCUGAAAGGUAGAAAGUUGUGAUAAAAUUUUAACAUUGAAGAUGUCUAGUUUGAUGGAACAUUUUUCUCAGUAUUUAACUUAAGAGCAUUGAAAUUUCAGUAAACAAUGUAUAAAAUAUUAAAUCCAGUGUGCUUUUUUGUUUAGUGAUAUUUCUAGUAAUUAUUCUAUUACCCAUUAGGCAUUUUUCUGUCUUCAGUAGAUCUUAGAUAUUUUGAAAUAUGAUCUCUUUAACCAUAAGCCUGCUGGCAGCCAGUGAUUCUGUCUUUGCAACCAGUCCAGACCAAGAGCAGCCUGCACAUUUGUGCAGGCUGAUCAUGGUCUGCACUGUUAGCUAUUCAGUCAGUAAAUUUUCAGUGAACACCCCUUCAAAUAAUAAGCGGGACUGCCUAAAUUGAACGAUGGACUAGUCCGUUUUAGAAAUUUAGCAGGCUAAGGGUUAAAUAUAUUUGUGGUGCUUGAAUUGUGUUUGCAUUUGCGUAAAAUUCAAUCAUUGUAUAAUAUAUAUUGUUGUAAAGAGUCAAAUUUGAUAUUGCUCGACAGCAAAAAUGAGUUUGUUGCAUUUGUGUUGACAGCCAAUCAAAAUUAGUGUUACAUGUCAUUUCCCACAUUGCAUCAGACAAGAAACUUCAUCAACCAAUCAUAGCUUGUAUUACUUGUAAUUGUUUUAUUGCAAGUUUAUAUGAAAGUGAGGACAAAAUUUCCAAAUAAGUGAAUGAAUUGUUUUCUUUAAACUGAUAUGCCAGUAAAUUUGACAUGGUGCUACUUGGUAAUUAACACAAUAUGUAUUAAACGCUACAUGUAACAUUUUGUUUCAAUCAAUUUCAACAGUAAGGGUAUAUGAUUAUGUGUCCGUGUGAAUUGAUUGACACCCGGUGAAUCAGAUGUCAUGACAAACUUAUGUUUCCAUUGGAAUUCAUGUCAUAUACUUUAUCCUAGAUAAUUUUUAUCACUCAUCAUGGGACAUUUUUAAAGUGAGCCUGGUAUAAUUCAGAAAUAUAUUUAGGGAUAGAUGGUAAGGAAAACUUACAACUGCACAUUCGGCUCAGUAGGUAGAGGACAGUACUUCCGGUCAAGAGGUCCUAGGUUUGAAUCCCAUACAUGGCAUUAGGUUUUAAGAUAAUAUAUGUAGGUCAAAGGUCUUCCAUGAGUGAGGGGAGGUCAUUUACUUUUGUCAAAACUGAAUUGAUGUCUUAGGUAUCACAGAACUUCUGUUAAACGAAAAGUUGUUGGCCGAGUGGUUGAGGCUGCUGAAUUCAGAUCACUUGCACUCCCACAACUGUGAGUUCAAAUAAAACCUCGCUUUGGAUAUAGAUUUCUUCCAAGUGAGGAUGCCAGCCAGCUGACUUAUGGAAGGUCAUUUGUUAUGUCUAGGUGCCAGUCUAUUCUCGGAUUAAUGCCCAGAAGGGACCUAGGCUUUUUUCCUCUAUGAAAAUCUGAAAAGUCACAAUAUGACACAUAUUUGUUAGAGUGAUUUUUAACCCAACAAAAUUAAAAACUUUAAAAAGUUGGUAUUUUUAAGUUAAAGUCUAUAGACAAAAAGGCCUAAUAUGGUAGUCAUUUUGUCUUCUGCUUUAGGAAAUAGUUUAGUGCUGUGGCUGUAAAUCAUUGUGCUAUAAGUAGAAGUUAGAAGUUUGUUCCAGUAGGUGAUUAAAUUGUUGUUGAAAUGAAGUGUGUUCAUCAAGAAGGGGGCCUGUAGAUUUAAAUAAUUCUUCAUUUAUUUUGCUAGUAGUUCUAAAACAAAAAAGGGAACCAACUAUUUUAUUCAGUUCUAGGCAGUUGUAAUUUUUGAGACACUCUCUUCAAAUUCUUUUGAUAUUUUACUCUAAAAUCAUUUUGAUAUUACAGGCACGAAAUUUUGAAGUCUUUGUCUAAACAGCUAUAUGAGCCGUGCCACGAGAAAACCAACAUAGUGGGUUUACGACCAGCAUGGAUCCAGACAGCCUGCGCAUCCGCACAGUCUGGUCAGGAUCCAUGCUGUUCGCUAACAGUUUCUCCAAUUCCAGUAGGCUUUAAAAGCAAACAGCACGGAUCCUGACCAGACUACGCGGAUGUGCAGGCUGGUCUGGAUUCAUGCUGGUCGCAAACCCACUAUGUAGGUUUUCUCAUGGCACGGCUCAUAUCAUCAUGGGUGUCUUAAUUCGUGGAUUUUCACCUUAGAACAUGAAAUUAAUGAGAAUUUCACUUCUUCCUUUGGAUUUGAUUAUGAGUUGACUCAAUUACAGUAUCUGUGAAAAUAAAAUUAUUUUACAGUAUACAUCUGGAGGCAAGCCCCUUUCUAAAAUUUUCUCAUUUAAAAAAAAGUGCUGUUUUUCGUUGUGAAGUAAACUUGCGUUAUAUGAUUUUUUUGUACAUUAAUAGUAAUUAUAUAUAUAUUAUACAUUUUAUAUAUUUGCAUGGCAAAUUUUAUUUAGGUUGAAAGUAGUGUAUUUGUUUUUGUAAGAGAAUGUUAUUCUGUUUAAAUGACAGUCUGUAUAAAUUUAGAAUAAAUUUUUUUUUAAUGCUCGUUUACAAGUUUUGUGUUGGAAAGUUUAUUGAAGAAUAGAUCUAAUGAAAUAUAACUAGCCUGGACCUGUAUUCAUCAAUGUUUUAAAAGGUUGAAAUUUUUAGAAUGGAAAUACUCAGUUUUGCUCAGUUGAUUUUCAGCAAAUUUACACUUUUGAAGUUUUGACGAGUCUUUUUGUAGCUGCAGAAGGUUCGUUACGAUCUGUUCAAACAUUACAAUGACGGGGCAAAAAGAAAUUUUUAUAAUUUUUAAACUCUCUAACCUUAAGCCUGCUGACGGCAAGUGAUUCUGCCUUUGCGACUAUUGUAGAUCGUGCCGUGCAGGCUGAUUCUGUUUGCUAUUCAGUCAGUAAAUUUUUCGUUGAACAUUCCUUCGAAUAAUAAAUGGUACUGUCCAGACUGAAAGAUGGACAAGUUCAUUAUAGAAAUUUAGCAGGGUAAGGGUUAAGAUUCAGACUUAAAACUUUGAUGAAUGUGAGUCCUGGUGGCUUUUUGUACUGUGAAAUCAUUUUUAUUCACGUAGGACGAAUUUUCGCGUAUUUCGCGCUAGGACCAAUGCCGAAUUUAAGACCGGGCUAUUAUUAUUUUUUUAUUAUAUUUUCCCUUUCUAAAAUUGAAAAUGCACGAAUUUAAGCCCGAGAGAACAUUUGCGCGAAAUUUCAUGCCAGCAAAUUUAAAUGAUUUCAUAGUAUUUGAAGAAUUUGUUACAGAUAUUUUAGAGUUUAUUUCAAAUUCAGUGGUGAAUAAAUUUGUGAAAUUUUACUAUAUUUCGGUGCAGUAAUUUUUUUUUAAUUGUACCGAAAGUACCUAAAAUAUUUUUAUUUUCAAGAAAUACUUGAUACAGUAUUUUUUAGGUUUCAAGAUUUUGUAUUUAAUAAUACCUUCAUUGGUAUGGAAUGUUUUCAUUUAAUGCAAAUUCUAGAUUGAUAUUCACCUGGUUAAUGGAAAUUUACUUCUUGAUAAAGUCUUCUAUGACAGUGGAGAUAUGCGUUUUGAUAUGUAGUCAUUUCGGUUAUAUUUUACACCAAAAUUUAAUUACUUCUGGGCAUUUUAAGUUCAGAAGCGAUGUUUUAACUUAUCUCAACCAAAGUGCUGAAUUACCAGUACAAAAGGAAAUAUUCAGCAUCAGUCAGCUAUGGUCUACAGGUCUAUUGUUUAUAAUCCAGAAGUCAGAAUUUUGGCCUACUUUAAAUGAAAACUUUCGUCAGAAUGUUUGCCACAGUAACAUCUCAAGACCAUAUUCAUACUGAGAUGCCAGAGGUCAAAAUCUAGGUCACCUGGUCAAACCUGGAGAAGACCUUGUCAACUUUCUAGAGGACAUACUUUUUACCUGAUCUUCAUAAAACUUUGUGAGAAUAUUUGAGCCGUGCCAUGGGAAAACCAACAUAGUGGCUUUGCGACCAGCAUGGAUCCAGACCAGCCUGCGCAUCCGCGCAGUCUGGUCAGGAUCCAUGCUGUUCGCUAACAGUUUCUCUAAUAGCAAUAGGCUUUGAAAGCGAACAGCAUGGAUCCUGACCAGACUGCGCGGAUGCGCAGGCUGGUCUGGAUCCAUGCUGGUCGCAAACCCACUAUGUUGGUUUUCUCAUGGCACGGCUCAUUUGUGUUUAUGAUAUAUAGGUCAUGUUAUAAUAAAUAAUGUAGACCAGUCACUAAAUUCCAGAAUCUGAUUGGCUGUUUCUGAUCUGAAAUUGACCAAUGACAGGAGUUGAUUUUCUAGACUUGUCUGUAAAUUCAUGUUUAAUAUCGCAAGAAACAUUAACAUCUCCUAUAGGUUUUAUCAUGAAUUGCUUUUUCUUCUCAGAAAAAAAAAAAACUGGAAAAAAUAGCAACAAGAGAUUUUAAAUCUCCAUACAAAUUUCCAUUAUUGCUUCCAAACAUCAAAACAUGUGCAUAAACAUAUACAUUGUGAUUUGUAAACAAAUGUCAAAGUUGCCAUUUACUCAUUUUCGCUGAUAAAAAAAAUCGCUGUAAAUAAGCAUUUCAGUGUCAUAAUCUUGAUGUCAUUAUUUCAGUGUCAUUAUCUCGUUGUCAUUAUUUCAGUGUCAUUAUCAGUGAUUUUGCAGCUUAUUUCAUGUACUUCAUUGUCUUAAUGCCAUUAAAGAAAUAAAAACGUG
This is a messenger RNA of Mercenaria mercenaria, 8503 nucleotides long. RefSeq names its product mothers against decapentaplegic homolog 4-like. The record is from RefSeq and is a predicted model, not a curated record. Gene Ontology annotation, biological process: cell differentiation; anatomical structure morphogenesis; regulation of transcription by RNA polymerase II. Gene Ontology annotation, molecular function: DNA-binding transcription factor activity, RNA polymerase II-specific; I-SMAD binding; RNA polymerase II cis-regulatory region sequence-specific DNA binding. The coding region runs from base 294 to 1928 and encodes 544 amino acids. Gene Ontology annotation, cellular component: heteromeric SMAD protein complex. The transcript is spliced from 13 exons. NCBI's taxonomy places the organism in Eukaryota, Metazoa, Mollusca, Bivalvia, Venerida, Veneridae.